UAACUGGUGAGGUUCCCGACAAGAUGCUGCUUGCGUUUGCCAGUCAGAUCAAAGCAGAGCAGUUCUUUGAGAUUGGCAAGAAGUUGGAAUUCAACCGCACGGAGCUAGAACACAUACAACAUCGAACGUUUACAAACAGAAAGGAUGCCAACAUCCAGAUGCUGUCUAGUUGGAAAGCAUCACAAUCUUCGGGACCAGAAGCUAUAGAGGUGAUAAAACGCGUUUGGGAGUCCACCCAAACAGCAUCAAAAUCAGUGAAAUCCGAAGUUGUCGAUGAGGAAAGCUUGCCUGAAAAGAAUCAGACCAUAACCAAACCUAUGAGGAGACUUCUACAAAGCAAAGGAACGGAUGCGGACUAUGUGGAAAUCAUCAGGACUAAAGAUUCAGAUCAAGACAAAGCUGUUGAUGACAUCAACAAAUCUGGAGGAGCGCCAACUUUGGAGGAGCUUUGCAGUGUCGCUGGGGCAGUGAAGAAUUUGCCAUUAGCCUGGGAAUUAGGAAAAGCUCUCUGCUUGGAGGAUGACGUUAUUGCUGCACUCAUUGAGCCACCUGAUUUGACAACACUGACCAAGGUUGCACGUCAGCUUGUUGAUGAUACAUGGAUUGGUUUAGAUAGGAAGGAAAGGAGAAAGAAAAUGGCUGAGCUUCUCCUGGAAUACAAUAUUCAGGACAACCAAACAGAUGACGCUCUCAAAGAACUCGACAAAAGGAUGUGCUCCAUAUCAGACUUGCUUCAGCUUGCCCCACGCCUGCACGUUGGCGCUUCUGACAUCAUGCGUGCCAUGUGUAAGACCGUCACCCUGCCCGCGUAUGUAGUACAUCCGGUUGUUCUGCACAUGCUCAGAGAAUGGCUAAGGAGAGGAGGAACCCGAGGGAGACUCGUGGAGAUUGUCCAAGCUUUCCGUUUCAACGAUGCGGUAGAAAGCAUAGCUGCAACCAUCAAAGCUGAUCAAGGCUUUGUAGAGUUCAUCUCGAUCAGCACCCUGGAUCACAAAGGAGGAGUAGUGGAGCUGCGUGAACUCGAUAUCCAGGUUUCAAUCCCUGCCGGGGCGUUACGUAGGGGAAUGAGGUCUGUGGUUACCAUCAGGAUACCUAGAGAGGGCGCUGCUCGGAUUCCUCUCAGGGACGGUGAUGUGUUGAUCACUCCGGUCGUGGAGUGUUCUCUAACUCAGGAACUACUCGAACCUGCUACGGUAGUGCUUCCACAUUGCAUAGGUCCUAAACAAUGCAGGGAUGGCUCAGGGAUGAUUCUGUUCACCAAAACAGGACUAGGAACGUUCAGUCGCAGGCGGUUGCUUCCUAAUUCAUCAAGAGGUUUCCACAUCACCAAAGACAAGGUUGAUUUCACUACAAACCAGCUUCAGCUCUUUGCCUUGUCUUCCACCAACGUCCAAGGAGUUCAGUUCAGAUGUGUAACCUUCCAGCCUCUCUUCAUGCCCUCUUCCCGGAAAGUCACACUACGUGUUUACGUCACUCACCCCUAUAGGAGACCUAUAAAGGAUAUUGAGAGAGCGGAAAAAGAGUUGUCAGAACCUUUCUGCCCCGUGACGAAUGCAACCAAGUUUUCAGUAGAAUCAACGACACUGGAUCUAACGAUUUGCUUCAGUGAUGGUUUAAUAGAGAAGCCAAAAACAAUCUCGAUUGGCAAGCUUUUGGCGGAGGAAAGCAGUGUCCUGAGCAUCGAGCUCGAGUUCUUACCAUUUGAGGAUGGAAAGAAGACUUUUAAUCUCUCAAUCCAACAGGGGACGUCAACACUCGUAGAACAGAGCCUCACUACAUCAAUAGAAGCGGAACCAGAUUAUGGUGUUAACCUCACUGACGCGCAAGGACAGCAACACUAUGCUUCAGACAAGCUGCUUGAGACCUUGACAAACGUCCUGUUCACACCUAAGGACGUCCAGAGUCUGGGCUACCAGCUCGGCUUCGCGCAUUCAGCCGUAGAGAAGUACCUGAACAGACCAGAUUUGACCCUUAGUAGUGUCCCAAGGUCAGGCUUCGACGAAAUGCUCCGUGACUGGAGACGUAGGGUUAGGCCGGGGGACCAGGUGGACAGACUACACACUGCCAUGAAGGAUGCCGGGUUAGGAUAUGCAGCCGACGUUUUACCGCAUGGACAUGAAUCAUCCAUGACGUUUGCACAACUCAGAAGAGUGAUACAGGAAAAGAUUGGACAUACCUGAAGCCACACAACGCUGCCUAUCGACCAGUUGCAUUUUCCCUCACAGUGAACUAUUGAUUCCCAAGAAUUGCCAUUUUGUUGCUGUAUUCAUGCUUCCACGAUGAAUUAGCCGUCCAUCCGUAACUCCCGUUCUCGUGAUCGUGUUAUCUCAAGAACCGAUUG
Molecule: messenger RNA, 2341 nt
Organism: Strongylocentrotus purpuratus (purple sea urchin)
Lineage: Eukaryota; Metazoa; Echinodermata; Echinoidea; Camarodonta; Strongylocentrotidae
Exons: 12
Coding region: 24-2180 (718 amino acids)
Biological process (GO): netrin-activated signaling pathway
Cellular component (GO): membrane
Molecular function (GO): netrin receptor activity
Source: RefSeq, a predicted model, not a curated record